CAUUGUGUCUGUGUCGAGGCGUCGGGAGGGCCUAGGUCCGUGUGCAGCGCCCUUCGGCCGGCCUGAGCCCCAGAGUCAGCUCCCCAUUCUCGCCCAGCGCCCCCAGGCCGCUCCCGGGGCUCACGGAACAAUACCAAAACAUAUCAGAAAACAUCUAGAAUAGAAAGGAGAGCACAGACCCUAUUUGGAUCAAGUCAGCUCCCUGAGCCUGAAUGAUGACUGCAGAAUCCAGGGAAGCCACAGGUCUGUCCCCACAGGCUGCCCAAGAGAAGGAUGGUAUCGUGAUAGUGAAGGUAGAAGAGGAAGAUGAAGAAGACCACAUGUGGGGGCAGGAUUCCAGCCUGCAGGAGACGCCUCCUCCCGACCCAGAGAUUUUCCGCCAACGUUUCAGGCACUUCUGUUACCAGAACACUUUUGGGCCUCGAGAGGCUCUGAGUCGACUGAAGGAACUUUGUCAUCAGUGGCUACGACCAGAGAUAAACACCAAGGAGCAGAUCCUGGAGCUGCUGGUACUGGAGCAGUUCCUCUCCAUCCUGCCCAAGGAGCUCCAAGUCUGGCUGCAGGAGUACCGUCCUGAUAGUGGGGAGGAGGCCGUGACCCUUCUGGAAGAUUUGGAGCUUGAUUUGUCAGGACAGCAGGUCCCAGGUCAAGUUCAUGGGCCUGAGAUGCUUGCCAGAGGGAUGGUGCCCCUGGACCCAGUACAGGAGUCCUCGAGCUUUGACCUUCAUCAUGAGGCCACCCAGUCCCAUUUCAAGCAUUCAUCUCGGAAGCCUCGCCUCUUGCAGUCACGGGCUCUACCUGCCACCCACGUUGCUGCCCCUCAUCACGAGGGGAGUCCCAGAGACCAGGCGAUGGCAUCUGCACUAUUCACGGCAGAUUCCCAGGCAAUGGUGAAGAUCGAGGACAUGGCCGUGUCCCUCAUCCUGGAGGAAUGGGGAUGUCAGAACCUGGCUCGGAGGAAUCUCAAUAGGGACAACAGGCAGGAGAAUUAUGGGAAUGUGUUUUUCCAGGGUUGUGAAAAGAGGAACGAGAGUGAGGAGUCAGCCUCAAAGGCUGAAACCACAGAAGACUCAGCAUCACGUGGGGAGACAACAGGAAGAUUCCAGAAAGAUUUUGCAGAAAAACGUGAACAGCAGAGCAGAAUAGUAGAAAAGCAGCAGAAAAACCCUGAGGAAAAAACCAGGAGAGAAAAGAAAGAUUCAGGGCCAGCUACAGUCAAGGAAAAAAAACCCACCACGGGAGAGAGAGGUCCAAGGGAGAAGGGCAAAGGUUUGGGAAGAAGCUUUAGUCUGAGUUCAAACUUUAAUGCCCCCGAAGAGGUUCCGACAGGAACGAAGUCCCACAGAUGUGAUGAAUGUGGUAAAUGCUUCACAAGGAGUUCAAGCCUUAUUCGCCAUAAAAUAAUCCACACUGGAGAAAAGCCCUAUGAAUGUAGCGAGUGUGGGAAAGCCUUCAGUCUUAACUCAAAUCUUGUCCUGCAUCAGAGAAUCCACACAGGAGAGAAGCCUCAUGAAUGUAAUGAGUGUGGCAAAGCCUUCAGUCACAGUUCAAAUCUCAUUCUCCAUCAACGGAUCCACUCUGGAGAGAAACCUUAUGAAUGUAACGAGUGUGGGAAGGCCUUCAGCCAGAGCUCAGACCUUACUAAACAUCAGCGGAUCCACACAGGGGAGAAACCCUAUGAAUGUAGUGAGUGCGGAAAAGCUUUCAACCGAAACUCAUACCUUAUCUUGCACCGGAGAAUUCACACGCGAGAAAAGCCGUACAAAUGCACCAAGUGCGGCAAGGCCUUCACCCGGAGCUCAACCCUCACUCUGCACCACAGAAUCCACACCAGAGAGCGAGCCCCUGAGCGUUACAUUUGUGCCGAGUGCGGAAAGGCCUUUAGUAAUAGCUCAAAUCUCACUAAACACCGGAGAACACACACUGGGGAGAAACCAUAUGUGUGCACCAAAUGUGGGAAAGCUUUCAGUCACAGUUCCAACCUCACCCUUCAUUACAGAACACACUUGGUAGACCGGCCCUAUGACUGUAAGUGUGGGAAAGCCUUUGGUCAGAGCUCAGACCUCCUUAAGCAUCAGCGAAUGCACACUGAAGAGGCACCGUAUCAGUGUAAGGAUUGUGGGAAAGCUUUCAGUGGUAAAGGCAGCCUCAUUCGACACUACCGGAUACACACUGGGGAGAAACCUUACCAGUGUAAUGAGUGCGGGAAGAGCUUUAGCCAGCAUGCGGGUCUUAGUUCACAUCAGAGACUCCACACUGGAGAGAAGCCUUAUAAGUGUAAGGAGUGUGGGAAAGCCUUCAACCACAGCUCAAAUUUUAAUAAACAUCAUAGAAUCCAUACGGGGGAGAAGCCCUAUUGGUGUAAUCAUUGUGGAAAAACCUUCUGUAGUAAGUCCAAUCUUUCCAAACAUCAGAGGGUCCACACUGGAGAGGGAGAAAGACUUCCUGUGGGAGACAGACCCCAUAAGUGUGAUGAAUGUAGCAAGAGCUUUAAUCGAACUUCAGACCUUAUUCAACAUCAGAGAAUCCACACUGGGGAGAAACCCUAUGAAUGUAGUGAGUGUGGGAAGGCCUUCAGCCAGAGCUCACACCUUAUUCAGCACCAGAGAAUCCACACCGGAGAGAAACCUUACGAAUGUAACGAUUGUGGGAAGACCUUCAGUUGUAGCUCUGCUCUCAUUCUGCAUCGGAGGAUCCACACCGGGGAGAAGCCCUACGAAUGUAACGAAUGUGGGAAAACCUUUAGCUGGAGCUCUACCCUCACUCAUCAUCAGAGAAUCCACACUGGAGAGAAACCGUAUGCUUGUAAUGAAUGCGGGAAGGCUUUCAGUAGGAGCUCCACCCUCAUCCAUCACCAGAGAAUCCACACUGGAGAGAAGCCCUAUGAAUGUAAUGAGUGUGGGAAGGCCUUCAGCCAGAGCUCACACCUCUAUCAGCACCAGAGAAUCCACACUGGAGAGAAGCCCUAUGAAUGUAUGGAAUGUGGAGGAAAGUUUACGUAUAGUUCAGGCCUUAUUCAGCAUCAAAGAAUCCACACAGGGGAGAAUCCCUAUGAAUGUAGUGAGUGUGGGAAAGCGUUUAGGUAUAGCUCAGCCCUUGUUCGCCAUCAGAGAAUUCACACUGGAGAGAAGCCUUUGAAUGUGAUGGGAAUGAGCAAAAGUUCUCUCAGAGUUACUGCUGAAUUAAAUAUCAGAGAGUCUACAUGAAAGAGAGCCACACAUCUGUUUUCCUCACUUCCUCUGAGACUAAAGAGCUCCUGCCUUACUAUCUGAGUAUGAACAACUUAGAAUGUGUCCCUUCCGACCCAACCCUUUCACUUUAGAAAAUGGGACAAAUUGGGCAAAUCAUCCUGGCACAGUGGAGAGCUACCUAGUCUGUUUCCCCAAGGAUGACACCAGAAGGCGAGUGGCAGGUUAAGUGCCGCAAAUGAGCUCUGGGACCUGUCACCUUCCGUUCUGGAAGGGAGUUUGCACUAGACCAUUUUUCUCACACCCGAGGAGCCUUUCUUUCUAAGGUGGGGAAUGGAAGCACAGUAGGAAUAAAAUUCCAAGGAUUCCUGUAAUUGGAGUCAGCAUAUAGUCAGCACAGAAGGCGGUGGGAAGAAUGUUCUUGAGUCCUAUCUGAUAAGGGGAAUUGGAGGCUGUAUUUCAAAGCCACUGUUCCCAAUUAAGCUUUAAGUUUUGAUAAGGAAUGUGCUAUUUUUGUUGUCCUGUGACUUCAUUAAUUAUGGAAAAACUUGGUGCUGAGGGUAAUGUUAUUUUAUUUCGGGGGGGAACCCCAGGAGGUUUUCUGUGAUAACUAUUUUGGGGGGGGGUCCUUGGAGCAGCAAGUCCAGGAUUCCAAGAGCAGCAAGGCAGUUUUGUUAGAGAACUUGUACUUCCCUACUGUGACAGAUCUGAUUGGGAAAUCGCUCUGAUAAUCAGUAGGUCUAACAGGGAGAGGAUCAGAAGUGUUUAGCAUUGACCUGUUUCCCCUCCUCCUCCUCUCUCCCUGUUCCUCUCCUCACUCCUGUGUUGACAAGUGAUUUAAUCCAAACCCCCCAUUACUAGGAAAGCUUUUAUGGAGCUCACUCAGCCAGCUUGCCCUGCCCUCUAUCCCCUAUGCCCUAUGACAUCUGGCCCAGCAGCCAGAUCUCUCCUGACCACACCUCUGACUUCAGCAGCCAAGUAUGAAUGCAAAGAAAAAGCAAAGCCCAGAGAAGGGAGUCUCUGGCCUGACCAGGUCGCGUUGCUGGGUUAGGAUGGGGCUCCUGAGUUUACCCAGCUGAAGGAUGAUCUUUGGUUCUGUCUUCCCAAUCCUGCUCAUCCUGUAGCAUAAAAGAAGUGCACUAUUAAACAGAAUAGUUUUUUAGAAAGAGAUUGAGUGUGUUUUUGUGCAGGAGCACACAUUUAUUUCAGUUAAAAUAGGAAACCGUGACUAUAACUGGAAUUUUUAAAAACGAAUCUUUAAAAUAUUUUGCAGACAGCUGUUUUUCUUUCAGUCACAAACACAUGACCUCCUUCUCAAGACUCCAGGUAACUGCCACAGACUCCCAUUUACACAGCUGCUCCCACCUCAUACCCACAUGUUGGAUUUUGUGUGCUAUGUGCUCUGAAGACCAGCAACCAAAACUAGAAAGGUAUUACCAGGUGUGGGCCCCUGACAAGUGUGUCCUUGGAUGUUGAGUGGCAAUGGGCAUAUGUAGAUUUCUUGUUUGGGUGCUUGGUGGGACAGUAUUCCAGUCACGAGAAGGAAGACUGAGAUGAAAGUCUUAUGGAGAAGAUGAGGAAAUGUCUGGAACUGGCCUCUCAAAAACGGGAGCAUAUAUUGUGAUUGACCACCUAAUGUUUUUACUGUCUUAAAGCUAUAAUGAAACUCA
This is a messenger RNA of Suricata suricatta (meerkat), 4858 nucleotides long. RefSeq names its product zinc finger protein 3 (gene ZNF3). The transcript has 8 exons. Gene Ontology annotation, cellular component: nucleus. Gene Ontology annotation, biological process: negative regulation of transcription by RNA polymerase II; regulation of cytokine production; regulation of immune system process. Gene Ontology annotation, molecular function: RNA polymerase II cis-regulatory region sequence-specific DNA binding; DNA-binding transcription activator activity, RNA polymerase II-specific. Lineage: Eukaryota; Metazoa; Chordata; Mammalia; Carnivora; Herpestidae. The coding region runs from base 213 to 3206 and encodes 997 amino acids. The record is from RefSeq and is a predicted model, not a curated record.